Micromonas commoda is the source of this 906-nucleotide messenger RNA. RefSeq lists its product with no specific name. Bases 1 to 906 code for a protein of 301 amino acids. The transcript has a single exon. NCBI's taxonomy places the organism in Eukaryota, Viridiplantae, Chlorophyta, Mamiellophyceae, Mamiellales, Mamiellaceae. The record is from RefSeq and is a predicted model, not a curated record.
AUGGAGGCCGCCGCUAACUUUCACCCCGGUUGGGGUGGGGAGGGGUGCUUCGGGCUGGGCGUCGCGGGGAACGUCGCCGGGCACAUGGCCCAGGCGGGGAUGACGCAGGACAGCGGGAAAACGCCGGCAAACAUCUUCGCCUUUUACUGCCCCGAUCCGCCCGAUUCGCACUCCGACGCCGCGGGCCAGGGCAAGAUAUUGGACAAGAUCCACACCUUCCCGGUGACGACGAACAUCGUGGAGUACCCACGCGAUGCGGGCGCCAGCAAGGUCCAGGUCGAACCCGAGAUGGCCGUCUUCGUCGACGUUCAGUACGCGGAGCCCGGUUCCGACGGCAAGAGGCUCGUCACCGGCCUCGUACCCAGGAAAGUCGCCGCGUUCAACGAUUGCUCCAUCCGCGCGCUUGAGGGCUCGGACAAGCUCAGCGAAAAGAAAAACUGGGGCGCGGAGUCCAAGGGGAUCUCCAGCAGGGUCAUCGACGUCGACUCGUUCGCGCCGGGCACGCUGGUGGACCGCCUCGUGAUGGUCUCCUACGUGAUGAGGGACGGGGUUGUCGAGAAGUAUUCCCAGGACGCGCCGGCUCGCAACUACACGAUGUUCCACGAGCCCCUCCUGGCGUGGAUCGUGGACCGCAUCAACAACCAGCGGAACGAGGACAAGUGGGACGACGUCGGCGAGCUGGUUCGAGCGGCGGGGUAUCCCCCCCACGCGUGGAUCGCCCUCGGCGCCGGCACCUACACGGCGUGGGGAGAGAAAAACUACCUCAAACAGCGGGACGAAGCCGUCGUCAUCGUGUACGACGACGCCAAGUUUCCGAACGGGCCGGACGCGGCGCAGGUGGAGGCGCUGUUCCACGACAAGACCGCCGCGGACGGCAUCGUGUGCGUCCACCAGACCUUCGUGUGA